Molecule: messenger RNA, 720 nt
Organism: Fragaria vesca subsp. vesca
Lineage: Eukaryota; Viridiplantae; Streptophyta; Magnoliopsida; Rosales; Rosaceae
Exons: 2
Coding region: 111-500 (129 amino acids)
Source: RefSeq, a predicted model, not a curated record
GGAGCAAGAGGUGAGAAAACUAUAUAUAACCAAAAGACAGAGAGCUCUAGUUUCUCCGCCGUUUCAAACCCCAAACCCACAAUCACAAAUCUCCCUUGUCUUCCACAACAAUGGCCGAGAACACUGAAAUCGUAAACAAACAAGAUUCCCCUCAAAAACCCAUCAACUUGUUCACUCUUUUCUCCAACUUUAAGCCUCAAUUUCCAUUCUGGAAGCAGCAACAACCAAAACCAGUUGAACAUGAAGCUAGUAGCACUGAUUCUCAGAAACCAGUCUCUGUGAGGUUCCCAAAAGCCCAACCUGUCGUUCCCACUGUGGCUUCUGAGGUUGAAGAACCCAUGACCAAGACUUCCCAUCCCAUUAUAGUCUGGCAGGUAUACGCUCUUGGAGGGUUUCUGGUUUUGAAGUGGAUAUGGGCAAGAUGGCAAGAAAGAAAGGAUCAAAAGGAGGAUGGAAAAGAAGAGUCUUCUGAUGAUGAACAAUCAUCUGUUGAUGAAUAGCCUUUUCAUAUGCAACAGCUGAACCUUUUAUGUUAAAAUGGCGUAUUCAGAAUGCAAGUUACUUUCUAGAUUCAUGAUAUAGCGGAAUUAGCACAUCUAAACUUAUGGUUUGUAAAGAAAUUGUUAAAUUCCUGUAUGUUUGGCCUUUUUUUUUUGGCUGUACUUCUUCAAAUUCUUUUCUUACUAGUUAUCUAUUGCACUACAGUCGACUCAACAUCAG